GGAAGUUCUCUUGUCGAGAUUGAAUAUCGUUUUUUUUCUGUGGACUGGUUCGAUUCCUCCAAUUGGGAUGCUUGAUUUGGAACCCCACAUCAUUGCCAGCCUUCGGCAUUGUGUAUUGUGUAUUGGUAUUGAUAUUGAUUGGAGGUUGCAGCUGGUAAGAUUGAUUUUAGGUGAUUAUUGGAGGCGGGUUUUGUGAGGAGAUUGCUGCUUACGGAUUAGAGCCUCACAGAUUCGCUAAAAUUUGGCAAUGGCCACGGUUGUCACGUGUUGCUCUUGUGCAUCUACUUCCCUUGCAAGAUCUCCCCCUGUGGCGGCAGAAUUUCGUCACCAAUCGUGCCUCACAGUUCCUGGGCUCCCGCUUCGCCGGACACACAUUUGCCGGCUCUCGUGUGAUGGGCCUAAUCAAGGUUUCCCUAUCCAGAAAAGGAUUGCACCAGGAAUUCAAAGUUUGAGCUCGAGGAGAGUCUGGAGCUUGGCGUCGUCAGCCCAAGUGCAGACAACAGAUAAUGCGGAGGAGGAACUUCCGGCCAAGCUGCGUGAGAUCGUGCGCUUGUUUCAGGCGGUGGGAGAGCAACGAGCGCGCUACCAGCAACUGCUGUAUUAUGGCCAGAAACUGAAGCCCCUUGCGAAAGAGUUCUGCACUCCAGAGAAUAAAGUUAAUGGCUGUGUGUCGCAAGUGUGGGUGGUAUGCAAGUUCGGCGAGAAUGGGUGUGUUUACUUCGAGGCUGAGUCGGAUUCUGCUCUUACGAAGGGCCUGGCAGCUCUGCUAGUUGAGGGGCUUUCGGGCGCGACCCCUGCGGAGGUUUUGAAGGUUUCUCCAGAUUUUGUGGAGAAGCUGGGGUUACAGCAGAGCCUCACUCCAUCCCGAAGCAACGGCUUCCUCAACAUGCUGAAACUGAUGCAGAAGAAAACGAUGCAAUUGUACAUGGAAUCUUCUGUUCCGAAAUCUGACAGCGCUGCGUCGUCUUCCGUAGCAGAUGCCGAGCCAAGCCAGGUAGAUUCUCCACCAUCCAGCAGUGAAGGAAAACCCAUGGACGGAAAAGUGACAACAGUGCGAGACUCUAUCGUAAGAAAACUUUCGGAGAGGUUGAAGCCCUUGCAAUUGGAGGUGGAGGAUGUGUCUCACCAACAUGCUGGCCAUGCUGGCGCGCCGAGAGGUUCCUCCGAGACGCAUUUUAAUGUGAAGGUGAUUUCGGGAGAGUUUCAAGGAUUGAGCCUCGUGAAGCGACAUCGUCUUAUUUACGGAUUGCUGCAGGAGGAGCUGCAAAACGGUUUGCAUGCUCUCUCCCUUAUCACUAAAACCCCAGCUGAGGUUUCCAACAGUCCUUAAGAACUUAUCGUUCUACCUCAAUUAUUUGCCACAUCACAGUCAUCUGGUCUCAUUUCAUUUUAGUCUCCAUUUUCUUCUAUUUUAUUUCCCGGUUAUUGUAUUUUAACGUCCUCCUGCCUUUGUAGCAGUGCGGACAAAUUAUAUGGCACCUCGAGACUGGGCCAGAUAAAAGUGAGAAUUUAGAGGCUGAAUGAGUAUUCUGUGUUUCUAGUCACGCCGUUAUUAUCCUGGUUCACAAAUGCUGAACCCUUCGAUGGAACGUACAACGCAUCAGUAUAGACAGUUCCUGUUCUUUGAGUGACUCUGUUCGAGAGAUGGAUUUUUAGUUGAGCUUAUCACGAUAGACGUUGCUUAUAAAGCUCACCACAACAAAUAAAUACAUAAAACAGAAUUCCUUUCUCAAGCCUCACACAA
This is a messenger RNA of Physcomitrium patens, 1744 nucleotides long. NCBI's taxonomy places the organism in Eukaryota, Viridiplantae, Streptophyta, Bryopsida, Funariales, Funariaceae. The record is from RefSeq and is a predicted model, not a curated record.